AGAAACUCUCCUCUCGUCUCCUGUCAAUGAAUGCGUUCGGGCGCGCGCACUUCCGCCGCCCCGCCCGCGAGAGACCGGAGCGUCUGAUCUUUGUCCUACGUAAGACAGUCGCUCCGCCUCGCUAUCCUAUCGGACCGUUUCUCUUAAUGCAUCCAUUUUUGUGCAUUCAAGAAAUCUCUUGGAGUUAGCGGCAACCAGGAGGGAAUCGAGGUAAAGGUGGCGGAAAGAAGACGCUGAUACGCGGAAUAAGGGAUCGCGGGCCCUGUCAUAGGACGAUACGCGAAAGCUCUCCAUAAGCAGCCAUGGGUUAGACUGCAUCUACCAUGAUUGCGAAAUAAAAGCCCCCGCACCUGAAAAAUGUCUGCAAGGGGUGGCCCGGCCGCAUCCCCUGCGGCUCCCGCCCAACCGGACAUGCCGGACCUGAGCCACCUCACCGAGGAGGAGAGGAAGAUCAUCCUCUCGGUCAUGGACCGCCAGAAGAAAGAGGAGGAAAAGGAGCAGUCAAUGUUAAAGGAACCUCCUAAGGAAGACACAAAGCCUCAGCCAUCUCAGUGGAACCCAUUCAGUGGAAUCACUGAGUUGGUUAGUAAUGUGCUUCAAACCCAGACAAAGUCCCCCAGUGAGGAGGAGCCAAAGGCAAAGUUGCACCAGCAGUUUGAGAUGUAUAAGGAUCAGGUGAAGAAGAUCGGGGAAGAAACCCAGAAGAAUCCUGAGCAGAAGAGCGACUCGCCCAUCUGUGGGAUCUGCCACAAAACCAAGUUUGCCGAUGGCUGCGGCCGCGUCUGUUCUUAUUGCCAAACUAAGUUCUGUGCCCGCUGCGGAGGACGUGUAUCACUUCGAUCCAACAAAGUUAUGUGGGUAUGCAACCUGUGCCGAAAACAACAAGAAAUCCUCACCAAGUCGGGAGCGUGGUUCUACAGUGGUUCUGAAGGGUCCAGAUCCGGGUCCCGGGCCAAAGUGAGGGGAGGACCAGUCAGAGCGAGCAAGGACCCUCUCAGAAACGGCUCAGGGUUCCCGACAGACAGAAAAAGAAGCCCAUCAGCAUCCAGGGAUCCAAACGCGGCAUAUAACCAAAGGGAGGGGGAAGGAGGAUUGCAGUAUGCCCCGGCUGAAGGUGGCAUGCCCCGCUCACCGUCCGACUACGGACGGGACCCUGGCCGAUCACCGAGGAGUUCAAGGAUGUACGACGAGGUGGGAGGAUAUCGAGACAGUCGAGGGCGCUGGCACUCGCAGGGCCAGCGUUUGGAUGGCCAGUUAGAUGACUAUGAACUCCAGAGGCGUCGUGAGGAGGAGUACCAGGCUCAAUAUCGCAGCGAUCCUAACUUGGCACGCUACCCGGUCAAACCCCAACCCUACGAGGAGCAGAUGCGCAUCCAUGCACAGGUAUCACGGGCUCGGCACGAACGUCGCCAUAGCGACGCAUCGCUUGCCUAUACGGAAUUCGACGAGCCUCUGCAUGGCCCUAGAGGACGGCAGUCUCGGGUCCCUUUUUUGGGAGGCCCGAGUCAACGCUCAUACUCGGUGGACAGGAGCUCACCGGUACAUCGCACGUCCAAUCACAGCCCACCGACACCACAUCGUAGCCCGUUGCUGGGCGACAGUUGGCGAGGCGUUGGGGAUCCGUCGAGAAAACCUAUACCCCAGCAACACCACUUGGAUCCUAGCUCAGCCAUGCGCAGGAACAAAAUGGAUAGCAUGCUACGAAACGACUCGCUAAGCUCGGACCAAUCAGAGUCGGUUCGACCUCCUCCGCCUAGACCCCACCGCAGCAGACGCAUUGGAAAGCUCAGGACCAUGGGUAGCUUCAGUAGCUCAGAGGAGGAGCUGGCCACCACGCCUGAGUACACCAGUUGUGAGGACGUGGAGCUGGAAAGUGAGUCCAUCAGUGAAAAAGGCCACAUUCAAAGGGGAAAAAGAAAAACAAUUGAGCAGACAUAUUUUUCGGACGCCAAUUAUGCCCCGUCCGAGAGGCAAAAGGCAGUGGUGCGAUUUUGGGACCGUUGCCACGAGGAGGACGCCGAGUGGUGCGAGCCCCAGGUGAAAGAUUCAGGGGUUGACACGUGCAGUAGCACCACGCUAAACGAGGAGCAUAGCCAUAGCGACAAGCACCCGGUGACAUGGCAACAGUCCAAAGAUGGAGAGCGCCUAAUAGGGCGGAUAGUACUAAACAAACGGAUGAAAGAUGGCACAGUGCCCAGAGACACAGGCGCACUGCUGGGCCUCAAGGUGGUGGGUGGGAAGAUGACAGAGUCUGGGAGACUGUGUGCUUUCAUCACAAAGGUGAAGAAAGGAAGUCUAGCAGAUACCGUCGGUCAUCUCCGACCAGGUGAUCAGGUUCUGGAGUGGAACGGCAGGGUCUUGCAAGGAGCCACAUUCAAGGAAGUUUACAAUAUUAUUCUAGAGUCCAAACCGGAGCCCCAGGUGGAGCUGGUGGUCUCACGCCCGAUUGGAGAUGUCUCUAGAAUACCCGAGAGCACACAUGGACAACUUGAAUCAAGUUCAAGUUCCUUUGAAUCCCAGAAAAUGGGCCCUUCUAUCUCUGUCACGUCCCCCAUGAGUCCUGGCAUUCUCCGGGACACCCCUCAGUAUCUGUCCGGACAGCUCUCGAGCCCAUGCCUUAGUAGAAGAACCACGCCUUUUGUCCCUAGGGUUCAGGUAAAACUGUGGUACGAUAAAGUGGGACAUCAACUCAUUGUUACAAUCCUGGGAGCCAAAGACCUGCCUGCACGGGAAGAUGGGCGGCCUAGGAACCCCUAUGUAAAAAUCUACUUCCUCCCAGACAGAAGUGACAAAAGCAAGAGAAGGACAAAAACAGUGAAGAAAUCCCUCGAGCCCAAGUGGAACCAGACGUUUAUGUACUCCCCAGUACACAGACGAGAGUUCAGAGAGCGUAUGCUGGAGAUCACGCUAUGGGACCAGGCCAGGGUGCGAGAGGAGGAGAGCGAGUUCCUUGGAGAGAUUCUGAUAGAGCUGGAGACGGCACUGUUAGAUGAUCAGCAUCACUGGUAUAAGCUACAAACACACGACCUGUCUUCUAUGCCGCUGCCCAACCCAUCCCCUUACAUGCAGAGACGCCUUCUACAUGGAGAAAGCCCAACACGCAGGUUACAAAACAAGGGGCCGUAUUAUUACAACUCAGGGUCUCAGAGAAUCAGUGACAGCGAGUUCUCUGAUUAUGACUGUGAAGACGGGAUCGGUGUUAUCUCAGAUUACCGACAUAAUGGCAGGGAUUUCCAGAGCUCAACGCUGUCUGUACCUGAGCAGGUUAUGUCGUCCAAUCACUGUUCACGAUCUGACAUUAUUCGCACACGGUCACGGUCCCCCAGCGUUCCUCCACCACAGAGCCGAAGUUUAGAUCAUGGUGUGAGAGGAGGACCAUCAAAUUACGGCCCCCGUCAUCGACUGUCUGAGGACCGAUAUUCUCCAGACAGGUACAGCCGCAGUAUGGUGGACAGGCAUGACCAUUACAGGUCCAGGUCGGCCGACCAGCGGCCCAUGAUGGAGCGUCCGGUCUACACCCGCUCCCGCUCGUCCGAGCGGCCCGACUCCGGCUACAUGCGAUCCAUGCCAUCCUUACCGUCAAGGAGAUCAGCCCCCCCCUCUCCCGCCCUAACGAGGGCAAACCCACGCACCGGAUCAGUCCAAACCAGUCCCACCAGUACGCCAGUGUCGGGUCGGAGAGGUCGGCAGUUACCGCAGAUCCCACCGAAGGGUUCCAUGGACAGAAUAGAUGGCGAAGGCAUGACUGAGCCUUAUGAAGCAGUGGGAGGGGCUUCACAAUCCCCAGCCCCGCCUCCUACACCUCCCCAAAUCACUCAAACAAUGUCUGCUCAAUUGGGAAUGGAGUCUCCUGUCCCUGGUCCUGCCAUUGCACAUGCCACUGCCCAUGCCCCUGUUCCCCCUCCUGCCCCUGCUCCUCCUCUCACACAUGCCACUCCCCCUCCUGCUCCUCCCCCUGUUCCAACCCCUCCUACUCCCACAACAUCAUCAGCCCCACCUGCUGGCCAACAGGCUUCUGUGUCAGGCAUUUUAAAGGAUCCAUCAAGGCGAGGAACGGACAAUCUAUCCAUGAGAUCAUCGGACAGCGAUGUAAGCGACGUGUCCGCUAUGUCGAGUGCGUCUCGGCUUAGCAGCACGAGUUACAUGUCUGUCCAGUCAGAAAGAGCUCGGGCCAAUCGCAAGAUCAGUGAGUUUACGUCUAAAAUGAAACACAGGGCUCAAACAGCCACACCUGGUUCCAACAUCACCAAGAGUUCCAGCGUCGGUGGAGACAUGUGUUCACUGGGUAGAAAUGACGAUGAGGAUGAUGACAAGAAGAGGCGCUCCAGUUUUGGGGCAAAGAUGGCCGCCAUGGUGGGACUUGGGAAGAAAAGCCAAAGUACUUCUCAGCUGGACCCAGAGGAGGAGGGUAAAAAGAAGAAGCCUGUGCGUCUGGCAAUCCAGCGGAGCGUGGAGACAGGUUUAGCAAUCGAAAUGAAGAACAGAAUGACGCGCCAGCCCAGUCGAGAGACCACAGACGAUGGUGAAAAGGCAAAACCUGGAAAUCUCAUCUUUCCUGGAGUGAAGCUUUCCUCAGACAGCCAGUUUACAGAGUUUUUGGAUGGUCUUGGGCCCGCCCAGCUGGCAGGGAGGCAGACACUGGCCACACCCCCGAUGGGAGACAUCCAGAUUGGUAUGGUGCACAGGAAGGAGAGGCUGGACGUGGAAGUUAUUCGGGCUAGAGGCCUAGUGGGCAAACCAGGCAACAAACAGACGCCAGCACCCUAUGUAAAAGUGUACCUGUUAGACAAUGGGAAAUGUAUCAACAAAAAGAAAACCCGGACAGCAAGAAAAACACUGGAUCCUCUCUACCAACAGCAGCUUCAGUUUGAGGAGAAUCCCGAGGGAAAGGUUUUACAGAUUAUUGUUUGGGGGGACUAUGGGCGCAUGGACCACAAAUCAUUCAUGGGAGCAGCCCAGAUCUUAUUGGACGAUUUAGAGCUAACCAACAUGGUGAUUGGCUGGUACAAGCUCUUUCCUCCCACCUCCUUGGUGGAUCCUACCUUGGCACCUUUAACUAGUAGACCUCCAGAAUCAGGCCUGGAGAGCUCCGGCGUUCGGUCAUAGCGGCACGAGCAGCUGAGCUGUGGAGAGCGGCGUGAGUAGCUCCAGCUACAGACAGAGAGAAAAGCGCCUCGACGGGUCACGUCCUGGUUACACUGCAUGCUUGAUGUUGUGUCCUCUGAGCCCGUACGACGAGAGGCUGCGAAAACGGCCUGCGUACUUCUGCCAAAAAAAAGAAGAAAAGAAAACAGUAUGCUGCUGUCACACGCAGGGAAAUAAAGCCACAAGACGUCUCCGUUCUGCUAAAGAGAUGCAGCCAGCGGUACACGGCCGAGUUCUGACUCUUUACACGACGGAUGGAGGAGAACAUUAGGAGAGCUGGAAAAGAAGAAUGACACCUUUCUUCUUUGGCUCUUUCAUUCCAAGAGAUGUCAGUGUUUCUUACCUAAAACUUGUUGCAUUGUAGCCAUUACAGUGAGCCAAGCCCCAAAAAUAAGCUCUUGGCUAAGGAAAGAUGAUGUCCACCUGAGAAUGCAUAUUCUGAAUACUCAGACAAGCCAGAUCUCCGUGUGAUCUUUGCAGUUUGGUGAUGAGAAAAAUGGAUAUGCCAGAUUUCGCGUUUGAUUCAGGACGACAGAAUUAUAAAAGAAAUGUAUGGACCUUUUCGUGCUCUGGUAUGAUGUUCUUUGUUGAUGUACUGUAUGAAAUUCCAUGAAUUUUUUUUUCGUUUCUUUUUUUGCAUGGAUGCAAUUUGUUUUAAAACAAAAAAAAAACAAAACAAUGUUAUUUUCCUCAAGGCUGCAACUUGCAAAAAAAGAAUAAUAUAAAAGAAAAAUAUUUAAGGAUGAACAGAUCAGCCAUUUUCAACAUUUGUAUUAUUUUUAAUAUGAAGUUCUCUAGUGCAUGGUUUUCGAACAGACUGAAUGCAACAUGAUAAGAAGUGAUUGUCAUCCUUUAGACUAUUCUUCUGUAUUUUUACAGAUCUCAGAUACAGGUGUGGCCUGGGAGACUUUGCUAUGUCAUAUUAUGAAAAAAGCAAUCGAGAAAACAAGAGAUGGUCGAGGAAACUCAAUAAAUGUACAAUAUUCAUUGCGAUGUAAAGGGCCCGAGCCUUAAAUGUAACAUUAUAUGAAAAUUGUACAUUUCCACCUUCGAAAGCAGCCAUGAUUGUGUACGUGUGGAGACAGAGAUGGGUCUGUUACACUAGCUGAAUGGCUCGUUCAUUUUAAAGCAAGCAUGUCGAAAGGGUCUGCAACAUGGAUCGAGCACACUGUCUGAGUAAUACAGCAUGUUUUGAUAGAGACAUCUGGGAUUUUUGUGUACAGUGCAUGUGGACCAGAGGCUCGGCCAUGCCCCGAUCUGACGUCAUCCACGGAUUCAGGUCGAGGUUUCGCGGCUGACGGUUCAGACAUUCGAUGCAACAUUCCACCUCUUGGCACUCAUGUUUUCUUGACGUUUUGAAAAGGAAAAAAGAAAAUCAAACAGACAAAAGAAAAAAACAUGGGAAUAAGCAAAGAAGAAAAUUUAUAUUUAUUCAAGGUUUACUUGGAAAAAAUUGCAAGUAUAUUUUAUUUUAUUAUUGUUAUAAAGAAAAUGGUAUAAAAACGGAUCCCAUUGGAUGGUGCUGUACGUAGACUCUGAACUGUGGACUAGACGACAAUGAUCUCGCUUGUGUUGUUCAACACGAUGGACACUGGUUGUUGAAUCUGCUGAGUCACGCAGUUCGUGAAGAUGGGAAAAUUGCCACAAAAUAUGAAUUUUUAAUUGUUUCUUGUUUUGAAAGAAUAAAAUUCAUUUACUAA
This is a messenger RNA of Misgurnus anguillicaudatus (oriental weatherfish), 6845 nucleotides long. NCBI's taxonomy places the organism in Eukaryota, Metazoa, Chordata, Actinopteri, Cypriniformes, Cobitidae. The record is from RefSeq and is a predicted model, not a curated record.